This is a messenger RNA of Brenthis ino (lesser marbled fritillary), 561 nucleotides long. The record is from the annotation of a GenBank genome assembly. Lineage: Eukaryota; Metazoa; Arthropoda; Insecta; Lepidoptera; Nymphalidae.
AUGGGUCGUUAUUCUCGGGAGCCGGAUAAUCCAGCGAAGUCAUGCAAGGCGCGCGGCUCAAACCUCCGUGUUCACUUCAAGAACACCUAUGAGACUGCUAUGGCUAUUAAGAAAUUGCCUCUGCGUCGCGCUGUACGUUACCUUAAGAACGUAGUUGAUCAAAAAGAGUGCAUACCAUUCCGUCGUUUCAAUGGAGGUGUAGGCCGAUGUGCCCAAGCAAAGCAGUUCGGAACCACACAAGGUCGCUGGCCCAAGAAAUCAGCCGAAUUUCUUUUACAAUUGUUAAGGAAUGCUGAAUCUAAUGCUGACUACAAAGGUCUGGAUGUUGACAGGCUUGUCAUUGACCACAUUCAGGUAAAUCGCGCCCCAUGUCUCCGCAGACGUACAUACCGUGCGCACGGUCGUAUCAACCCCUACAUGUCAUCCCCCUGCCACAUCGAGGUGUGCCUCAGUGAGCGUGAAGACGCAGUAGCAAGGGCAGCACCAGCAGAUGAUGCACCAGCGAAGAAGAAGCUGUCAAAGAAAAAGCUGGCCCGCCAAAAGGAGAAGAUGAUGAGGGAA